AGCUGUUUGUUCCAAUUUUGAACGCAGUCGCGUGUUGGAAGCGAAGCGGUCUGGAAGUCAUUGGUGCGGUGAAGAUUACGUAGAGCCAUAAAAAUAGAAGCAAUGAUCUCGCUAUCGCACAGUAACGAAAGUUGGAAAUUUAUCAUAUAUAAAUUGAAAUAAAAUAUUAGUACUAAUUAAGUUACUUUCCUCUUUAUGUAAGCUGUUGGAGUUGAACCCCGUUCGUCUUUUGUGGCCGGGGCUGUAGUUAUGUGUCAAUGUUAUUAUUAGCCACAUCAGACGCUGGCCGAGGAGCGCUCUAGUGUUAGUCUUGUAGUGACUGUGGUUGACAGUAGGCAUUGUUGCGUGUGGGGAACAACAAAAUCGGAUGCGGAUUGUCAUGGGGAGCAGGUCGACGCCCCCUGCUGCGACGGCCAGUUCUGACCAGUCUUCACGGGUACUGGACAUCAAGAAGGAAUCUCCAGAUGAUGAAAUAAAGGAGUACGCAGAGACGGCAAUGAAUGAGUUGCUGGGAUGGUACGGCUAUGACAAGUUGGACAGCAGGGACACGCAGGGACUGAACCUCCACCAUUUUGCAGCGCAGAGAUCUCCCUCCGACCUAGACUCUUCGGACGCUGAAGGUGCAAGAAGCAGUAGUAGUCCUGGGCGUCGCGAUGCUGGCACCGGUUCGUCACAAGGGAGCCCCCCAUUACCAGAUGUGGCGAGUGUCCCCGCGGGCUGCACUGUGUGCGCUUGGUGCCAGAAGGUGGCCAGCAACAAGCAACUCUUCUCCUUGAAGACGCCGACUGGACAAAAGGCGUUUUGUUCCGAGGUGUGCUUCACCCAGUGUCGGCGUGCCAACUUCAAACGGAAUAAGACUUGUGACUGGUGCAGACAUGUCAGGCACACCGUGAACUACGUGGACUUCCAGGACGGCGAGCACCAGCUGCAGUUCUGCAGUGACAAAUGCCUGAACCAGUACAAAAUGAACAUCUUCUGCAAGGAGACCCAGGCACACCUACAAAUGCACCCGCAUCUGCAGGACGGGGCCGGAGGCGGGGGCGGCAGCUCGGGAGGCGGCCUCAUAACUCCGGAAUUGUGGCUCAGGGAUUGCAGGUCCGACUCUCCUUCAUCGGACCGGUCCUUGUCUCCACCUACCAGCUCGAUAGCUGCCCCCACAGUGCAGCCCCGAAGCGUGAACAGCCCCCCACUGCCCGCACCACCCCCACCGCCACCAGACAAGCUGAUCGCAGAGCACAAGGACGCCCCGGGAAAGCUGCGACGGGCUGGACGUCUCGGCAGGCGAGGGAACCGGACACCUGUCACCGCCACCGUGACGUCAGUAUCUACGUCAGACCUGAGGACCACUUCCUCGUCUUCUCCUCGCAGUGCAGGCAGCGUGUCGCCUCCGAAACAAAAUCACCUGCCACAUCUCCACCCACUACCCCCUCCUUCCUCUCAGAUACCUCCUAUCCUCCACCCUCCUCCCCACCUUCUGCCUCCAGACCACCACCUACCAAGACACGCUCCGCCACCGUUCCUGCCCCCGGGUAUGUUGCCCCCUCCUCAUCUAUUUCCAGACCCACACCAACACCCUCACCUCAACCCAGCUCGCUUUCCAACCGCCGUCCUCCGUCCUCCACCACGAACCUCCUCAACUUCACCUCCACCCCUUCAUCCACCGCCACUCCUUCCUAUGCCUCACUUACAACCUCGGCCUCCACGGGGGCCACCUCUACAUCCCACACCGCAGCCCCCUUCCCGUUUCCUGCUGCCUCCGGUGACGGUGAUGGUCCCUUACCCCAUAGUGAUCCCCAUUCCUAUCCCCAUCCCCAUACCCAUCCCGCUGUUCCCCCCCAAGAACAGCAAGACAUGCCCGGAGAGCGUCAGUACCACGGCAACGGCCGUCACGACGUCACCAGUGGUGGUGCAGAGUCGCCGCAAAGAGCAGUCUGCCGAGCCACCUGCACCUUCCGCUAGUCCGCCCCCUGCGGCACAGUCCCUACUGGACCCGAAGCCGAAACCUGCGUUAACCCCGACAAGACCUUCCGUUUCUGACCGCCCUCUGAGGAAACGCAAGAGGCUGGAUGUGGCGGCCGAAGAAGAGAGCCUGGGAAAGCGGAAAUUUGUCCCGGUGUGAUCAUGUCCUUAAGUCCUUCCUGUUUCAGUUGUUUUGUGUGUGUGACAGCGUCGGGUCCAGUCGGUGUAUAGAAAGGAUCAGAAAAUACACAAGAGUUAUCAUCUGUA
Molecule: messenger RNA, 2226 nt
Organism: Cryptotermes secundus
Lineage: Eukaryota; Metazoa; Arthropoda; Insecta; Blattodea; Kalotermitidae
Product: sine oculis-binding protein homolog
Exons: 4
Coding region: 368-2119 (583 amino acids)
Biological process (GO): animal organ development
Cellular component (GO): nucleus
Source: RefSeq, a predicted model, not a curated record